AUGAAGAUAAACGCAAUCUCUCUCGCGGUGCUGUGCCUUACCUGGCACGCCUCAGCCUUCCCCCAACUUCUCCAACGCCAGUCAUCUCAAACAUCCAUUGCCCCUUCUCAAACCACUCUCACUCCAACACAAACCGCCGAGCUCUCCAACAUCGGCCAGGGCGCCGUGAAAGCUCUCAGCCAAACCCCUGUCGCUACCCCUGGCUUCAACGCAGCCUUGCAACGGAUCGACGUGAGCGGCGUCCACGCAUGGCGAGCACCCGGACCGAAUGACCAGCGCGGUCCAUGUCCUGGUCUUAACGCCCUCGCCAACCACGGCUACCUCCCCCGCAACGGUGUCGGCUCCAUCCUAGACUUCAUCACAGCAACCAACACCGUCUACGGCAUGGGUCUCGACCUAUCCGUCAUCCUCGCGGCAUACGGUGCCGUCUUCGAUGGGGCUCUCCCGCUGGGCUGGAGUAUCGGGGGCGGAGUACAUACAGGGAUAGGAGGGAGCCAUGGACACUACGAGACGGAUAAUUCGCCUAUGAGGGCGGAUUUGAACCAGUAUGGGUCGAAUACGAGGUUGGUGUUGGGGCAGUUUCAGGAGUUCUUCGAUCUUCAGCCGGAUGCCGCGACGGCGAAUUACGAUAUCGAUGUUCUUUCCCAGUUCAGGGGGAUACGCUUCAAUGAAAGUAUUGCGAAGAAUCCUUACUUCUAUUAUGGCCCAUUCGCCGGAACGACAGUCUCCCAAGCGGCCUUCUCCUUCAUCUACCGCUUCAUGGCAAACCACACAGAAGCCAACCCAGCAGGAAUUCUGAACCAAGACGUUCUCAAAUCCUUCUUCGCCGUCUCCGGUGACGACGGUGACUUCACCUGGAACCCGGGUCAUGAGAGGAUCCCAGAUAACUGGUAUCGCCGCGCCAUCGGCGACGAAUACACUCUCGACGGCCUCGGAUCGGACACAACCACCUUCGCCUCACGGACCCCCCGAAUCAACACGCCUGGCUGCAACACAGGCACAGUCAACUCCUUCGUCGCAAUCGACACGUCCUACGCGGACUACGACUUCAGCACGCCCACACAAGGCGUCUGCUUCGCUCUGGCGGAAGUUUUAAGUGUGGCGGAGAUGUUGCCGGUGGUGGGGAUCGUGGUUGAUCUACUGGUGCUGCCCGUGCAGAAUGCGCUGGAUUGCAGGACUGUGCCGGCGAGGAAUGAUUCUGUGAAGGAUGUUUGUCCCGGGUAUAGUUUUUAUGGAGGGCCUACGGGGAUGGUGGCGCCUGGGGCGGGGCAGGAUUAG
This is a messenger RNA of Zasmidium cellare ATCC 36951, 1278 nucleotides long. RefSeq lists its product as uncharacterized. NCBI's taxonomy places the organism in Eukaryota, Fungi, Ascomycota, Dothideomycetes, Mycosphaerellales, Mycosphaerellaceae. The record is from RefSeq and is a predicted model, not a curated record. The transcript is spliced from 5 exons. Gene Ontology annotation, molecular function: peroxidase activity. The coding region runs from base 1 to 1278 and encodes 425 amino acids.